AUGUCAAAAGCAGUUUCAAAUGAAAAAACAAUUGUACAGAAAAUUGCAACUAGGUGCAACGCCAUUGACAGAAUUAUGCAAGGCGGUGUAAGUGUUGGAGAAGUGACUGAGUUGUGUGGGGAGAAUGCAACCGGUAAAACUCAACUUUGCCUGCAAACCAGUAUUGCAUGUCAAUUACCUCCGUCUUUGGGUGGAAUGUUUGGAGCUUCCAUUUAUAUCCACUCAAUUGGUCCAUUUCCUAUUCGUCGUUUAACAGGUAUAAUGCCCCACAUUUUACAAUCUCCCAUAAAUCAAAUUGAUAACCCUUGUGAUCAUAUAACAACCAAGCAAGUGGAAUCCCCGCAUGAAUUACCUGAUGUUCUUGAUUGGGUUGUAAAACUGAUUAAGUAUUCACAUAACACAUGCAGGCAUAUCCGUUUAGUUGUUAUAGACUCAAUCGCUAGUAUUUGUGCUAGCCAUUUUGAGAACACGGUUGAGGGGUUAGACUCACGAACACAAUUAUUACGUGCCAUUGGAUACGGCUUACAUUCCAUCGCCUCUACAUACAAUGUUGCUGUUAUCGUUGUUAAUAAUGUUGUUGAUGUGUUUCCAAGCGACCGUGAUUCGUCUACAAACUUUAUGAUGUCAUCUGGUCGGAAGGUUCGGCCCGCUUUGGGGAAAGGAUGGACUCGAAAUAUUGCAACAAGGUUGUUUUUAUCCAAAGCACUUAAUCCCGUCACUCAAACGUCUGAUAGAUUGUGUAGUGUUUUGUUAUCUCCUACGCUCGAGUUAGAUGCUUGUAGGUUUAAAAUAACAGAGAAGGGAGUCCGAGAUGAGUAA
Molecule: messenger RNA, 819 nt
Organism: Spinacia oleracea (spinach)
Lineage: Eukaryota; Viridiplantae; Streptophyta; Magnoliopsida; Caryophyllales; Amaranthaceae
Product: DNA repair protein XRCC3 homolog
Exons: 1
Coding region: 1-819 (272 amino acids)
Biological process (GO): resolution of mitotic recombination intermediates; double-strand break repair via synthesis-dependent strand annealing; t-circle formation
Cellular component (GO): replication fork; Rad51C-XRCC3 complex
Molecular function (GO): four-way junction DNA binding; ATP binding; ATP-dependent DNA damage sensor activity
Source: RefSeq, a predicted model, not a curated record